AUGAAGAUUACCUCCCAUCAUCUGAUGAUAAGCAGUCUCGUUUUCAGGUCCAACCUCAGGCUGAUCCCGCUUCUGCUGCUGUUUCUUGGUUACUCUCGCGGGAUGCCACACGUUUUAAGAUUUGGAGGAAUAUUCGAAUCCAUUGAGAGUGGGCCCUCCGGAGCAGAGGAACUAGCCUUUAAAUUUGCCUUGAACACAAUCAACAGGAACCGCACAUUGCUCCCCAACACCACACUGACCUAUGACAUCCAGAGAAUAAACAUCUUUGACAGCUUUGAGGCCUCCCGGAAAGCAUGUGACCAGCUUUCCCUCGGAGUGGCGGCCAUUUUUGGCCCCUCACACAGCUCGUCGGCGAAUGCAGUCCAGUCCAUCUGCAACGCUCUGGGAGUGCCCCACAUCCAGACCAAGUGGAAGCAUCAAGUGUCAGACAACAGGGACUCGUACUAUGUCAGCCUGUAUCCCGACUUCUCCUCCCUCAGCAGAGCCAUCCUCGACCUGGUGCACUUCUUCAAAUGGAGGACGGUCACCGUGGUCUACGACGACAGCACAGGUACAGGUCUCAUUCGACUGCAGGAGCUGAUCAAGGCGCCGUCACGAUACAACAUCCGUUUGAAGAUCCGACAGCUGCCCACGGAGACCAAGGACGCCAAGCCACUUCUGAAGGAGAUGAAGAAGGCGAAGGAGUUCCACGUCAUCUUUGAUUGUGGACACGAGAUGGCUGCCUGGAUCCUGAAGCAGGCCCUGGCCAUGGGGAUGAUGACUGAGUACUACCAUUAUAUUUUUACUACCCUGGACCUCUUCGCCCUCGACAUGGAGCCGUACCGAUACAGCGGAGUCAACAUGACCGGGUUCCGCAUCCUCAACACGGAAAACUCUCAGGUGUCGUCAAUCAUCGAGAAGUGGUCGAUGGAGCGGCUACAAGCCCCGCCCAAACCGGACUCGGGCCUGCUGGAUGGAUUCAUGACAACGGAUGCGGCGCUGAUGUAUGACGCCGUGCAUGUGGUGGCAGUGGCAGUGCAGCAGUCGCAGCAGAUCACCGUCAGCUCUCUGCAGUGCAACCGCCACAAGCCGUGGCGCUUUGGAGGACGUUUCAUCAACCUUAUCAAAGAGGCUCACUGGGAUGGUUUGACAGGACGUGUUCUCUUUAACAAGACCAACGGACUGAGGACAGAUUUUGACCUAGAUGUCAUCAGUCUGAAGGAGGAGGGACUGGAAAAGAUUGGAACAUGGGAUCCUCCCAGUGGUCUGAAUAUGACAGAGACUCACAAAAGCAAGACAUCCAACAUCACCGACUCUCUGGCUAACAAAUCCCUGCGUGUAUCCACCAUUCUGGAGGAGCCGUAUGUGAUGUUUAAGAAGUCGGACAAGCCUCUGUAUGGUAACGACCGCUUUGAGGGCUACUGCAUCGACCUGCUGAGGGAGCUCUCUGGCAUCCUGGGUUUCCGCUACGAGGUGCGAUUAGUGGAGGACGGGAGGUACGGAGCGCUGGAUGAGAGCACGGGCCAGUGGAACGGCAUGGUGCGCGAGCUCAUGGACCACAAAGCGGACCUCGCAGUCGCCCCUCUGGCUAUCACCUACGUCAGAGAAAAGGUCAUCGACUUUUCCAAGCCCUUUAUGACGCUGGGGAUAAGUAUCCUGUACCGCAAGCCCAACGGCACCAACCCCGGGGUCUUCUCCUUCCUCAACCCCCUCUCGCCCGAUAUCUGGAUGUAUAUUCUGCUGGCUUGCUUGGGUGUCAGUUGUGUGCUGUUUGUCAUAGCCAGGUUUAGCCCUUACGAGUGGUACAACCCGCAUCCAUGCAACCCAGACUCGGACGUGGUGGAAAACAAUUUUACCCUGCUCAAUAGUUUCUGGUUUGGAGUUGGGGCUCUCAUGCAGCAAGGCUCAGAGCUCAUGCCCAAGGCCCUGUCGACUCGAAUAGUGGGAGGCAUCUGGUGGUUCUUCACCCUCAUCAUCAUUUCCUCAUACACGGCCAACUUGGCUGCCUUCCUCACUGUGGAGAGGAUGGAGUCGCCCAUAGACUCGGCAGACGACCUCGCCAAGCAGACUAAGAUCCUGUAUGGGGUGGUGGAGGACGGUGCCACCAUGACGUUCUUUAAGAAGACCAAAAUCUCCACCUAUGACAAGAUGUGGGAGUUUAUGAACAGCAGGAGGCAAUCUGUGAUGGUCAAGAACGUGGAGGAAGGCAUCCAACGCGUCCUGACCUCGGACUACGCUUUCCUCAUGGAGUCCACCACCAUCGAGUUUGUCACCCAGCGCAACUGCAACCUCACGCAGAUUGGAGGCCUCAUAGACUCCAAAGCCUACGGAGUGGGAACGCCGAUGGGCUCUCCCUACAGAGACAAGAUCACGAUAGCCAUUCUGCAGCUGCAAGAGGAAGGGAAGCUGCACAUGAUGAAGGAGAAGUGGUGGAGAGGCAACGGCUGUCCCGAGGAGGAGAGCAAAGAGGCCAGCGCUCUGGGAGUGCAGAACAUCGGCGGGAUCUUCAUCGUGCUGGCUGCCGGACUGGUGCUGUCAGUGUUUGUGGCUGUGGGGGAGGUCCUGUACAAGUCUAAACAGAAUGCACAGCUGGAAAAGGUACAGCAGGCUUCUUCUGACGCAUACCGAGAAUUAAAACAUCUGCCAUAA
Stegastes partitus (bicolor damselfish) is the source of this 2628-nucleotide messenger RNA. RefSeq names its product glutamate receptor ionotropic, kainate 2-like. The record is from RefSeq and is a predicted model, not a curated record. Gene Ontology annotation, molecular function: signaling receptor activity; ligand-gated monoatomic ion channel activity. Gene Ontology annotation, cellular component: membrane. The coding region runs from base 1 to 2628 and encodes 875 amino acids. Gene Ontology annotation, biological process: monoatomic ion transport. NCBI's taxonomy places the organism in Eukaryota, Metazoa, Chordata, Actinopteri, Pomacentridae. The transcript has 15 exons.